Molecule: messenger RNA, 7342 nt
Organism: Haplochromis burtoni (Burton's mouthbrooder)
Lineage: Eukaryota; Metazoa; Chordata; Actinopteri; Cichliformes; Cichlidae
Gene: fbxl19
Exons: 11
Coding region: 144-2792 (882 amino acids)
Biological process (GO): regulation of transcription by RNA polymerase II; protein demethylation
Molecular function (GO): transcription coregulator activity; DNA binding; protein binding
Source: RefSeq, a predicted model, not a curated record
AGCAGCGGCGGGCGAAGAAACAAGGAAGCGGACGGCUAGCUGCGCUCAGCACGGGCUAACGUGGGCUGAUUGUUGGCGGAUACCGAUUCUAAUGAGCGACCCAGGAGCAUGCGAGCUGAUUCAGAGAGCUGACUUGUUCGGUGAUGUCGGGCAGUAAGGCGCUGGGCGGGGGGGCCGGCGGUGGGGCGAGGCGCAGGCGGACGCGGUGCCGGCGCUGCCAGGCCUGCAUGAGGACGGAGUGCGGCGAGUGUCACUUCUGCAAAGACAUGAAGAAGUUUGGCGGACCCGGCCGCAUGAAGCAGUCCUGCCUCCUGAGACAGUGCACGGCGCCGGUGUUGCCUCACACAGCCGUGUGCUUUGCGUGUGGAGAGGCGGGGAAGGAGGACACGGUGGACUCAGAGGACGAGAAGUUCAGCCUCUCGCUGAUGGAGUGCACCAUCUGCAACGAGAUCAUCCACCCCAGCUGCCUCAAGAUGGGCAAAGCUGAAGGAAUCAUCAACGACGAGAUCCCGAACUGCUGGGAGUGUCCGAAGUGCCACAAGGAGGGCAAAACCAGUAAGGACCAGGCGGACGGCUCAGGCAAACGCAGGCUGGAUAAUGGUGAGGUGGGCCGGUGGAAGCUCACCGAUGACCCGCCUCCUAAAAAGAAAGCCCCACCCACCUCAGAGGAGGGCGGGCACAAGAGGAAAAAGGAGAAGGAGCUGCCUGCGGACAGCGGGCCCAAGAAGAAGAUGAAAGGAGGCCACGAAAAACGCCUGAAAAAGAAACCCAAACAGGAGGCGGCAGAGUCCAAUGGCCCCUCCUCCUCUGGGGGCGGAGCCUCAGGGGUGCAGGGUUCCUCCACGUCAUCUUCCUCACAGCCCGGAGGAGGCGGUGGUGUGGGCGGGACGUCGAGCGCCGACCAGCGUUCCCAUCACAGAGAGAAACUGGAACGAUUCAAGAGGAUGUGCAUGCUGGAGCGCCGGCCCUCCUCGUCCUCGUCCUCGUCCUCCAGCUCAGAGUCUGACUCGGAGUCUGACUCCGACGACUCCCUGAGGGGGGAGCAGGGGAGAGUGUCUUCCCCGUCAUCGUCCUCGCCAGCCCCACUCCCUCCUGUCGUCUACAGCAACAGCAGCGGCGGCAGUCGGGCGGAGCGGGAGAGAAGGGAGAGGGAGCGGCGUCUGGCCGAGCUCGGCUUCAGUGCCAGCGAGGAGUCGGAGGGGGAGGGAGGGAGGGGCGAGGAGGACGAGCGGGAGGACGAGCAGGCCGGGGGAGACAAGUCCCGUCGGAGAGGGGAGGCGGGGCUGUCUCAGAGGGGACGCAAAGGUGGGCUGAUGGAUGGAGAGGAUGACGACACGCCCACUUUGGACAGGACCAGGAAAAACUCCGCCUCCCUGCCCCCGCCCUCACCGCUGUCCUCCAGUCAGAUGGCUCCGUCCUCGCAGCAUGACAGCUUCACCGGGAAGCAGCGCAGCAACGGGCAGGAGGCGCGCAACGGCCGGACACGUGGAGGCACGGGGGGAGGAGGGGGCGGGGAGAAGGAGAACGCGAGCGGAGCUCUGACCAAUCACAGACACGGCGGGGGCGGAGCGGGUGGGACCAAAGGUAGCGGCAACCGUGGCAACAAGAUCCGAAACAACAAGAACCAGACGUCUAGAAACAGCACCUCCUCCUCCUCCUCAAUCCCCACCUCCAACGGCGGGGGGGGCGGGGCCAGCGGACUCAUGAUGUCAGCCAUGGCGGCGUCGCCCUGCUCGCAGCCGUCCCGCCUCGGCCCUCGCUCUCAGAUGAUGAAGCGCAGCCCGCCGGCCGUACCCUCGCCUCCCCGCCCCGUGCAGAUGGAGAGGCACCUGGUGCGUCCCCCGCCGGCGUGCCCUGAGCCCAGCUGCCUGCCGCUGGACUCUGGCGCUGCCCACAUCAUGACACGGGACGUGUGGCUGCGAGUCUUCACCUUCCUGAGUCACAGAGAGCUCUGCGUCUGCAUGAGGGUCUGCCGCACCUGGAGCCGCUGGUGCUGCGAUAAGAGGCUGUGGACUCAGAUCGACCUGAGCCGGCAGCGCUCCAUCACCCCCCCCAUGCUGAGCGGCAUCAUCCGCCGGCAGCCCGUCUCCCUCAACCUUGGCUACACCAACAUCUCCAAGAAACAGCUGAUGUGGCUCAUCAACCGCCUGCAAGGUCUGCUGGAGCUGAAUGUGUCGGGCUGCCCGUGGGCGGCGGUCUCCGCUCUGUGUCAGGCCGUGUGCCCCUGCCUGAAGCUGCUGGACCUCAGCAGAGUUGAGGACCUCAAAGACUCUCACCUGAGAGAGCUGCUGGCGCCCCCACCUGAUACCAGGACAGCCCACGGGGAAACCAGAGCGGGGCGUUUCCAGAAUGUGACAGAGCUGCGUUUGGCGGGUUUGGACCUGACGGACGCGUCGUCCCGCCUACUGAUGCGUUACGUUCCUCACCUGGCCAAGUUGGACCUGAGCCACUGCGGGAACAUCACCGACCAGACGGUGCACACGCUCACCUCCCACAUCUCCCCCCUGAGAGAGAGCCUCACCCACAUCAACCUGGCAGGUUGUGUUAAGGUGACGGAGCAGUCCAUCCCGCUGCUGCGCCGCUGCACCUCCCUGCAGACGGUCGACCUGCGCUCCUGCUCGCUCCUGUCCUCUGAGACCGGACAGCUGCUCUCCUUCCCCUCCAAUGCCGCCUCCUCCUCAUCUUCUUCCUCUGCUACCACCACCACCAGUGUCGCCGCUACAUCCUCCUCCACGCCUGCCGCCUCCUCCUCCUGUCCUGCUGAAGACAGAACGCUGCUAAAGAACAGCUAAAGUCCGCCUUCAUGUUAUGUGACACUCAAGUCCAGGUGGCCUGUGAGCCCGGCCUCGCUCCUCAUUACACUACAGACAGGUGAGGAGGAGGAGGAGGAGUUGUGCAGCACUGCUCCUGACGCUGGAAGAGGAGGAGGGAUGUAUUUUGGGAAAAAGUUGUUGGUUAUAGUUAAAAAUAGAAACCCUGAGCAUGUAUAUAUUUGUUCUCUGUAUAAUUUGGGUGUGUGUAUAUAUCUGUAGGUUACUGUAAAUGACCCCUGACCUUUGAACCAUCAUCCCACACCUCCUUAAACUCCCCCAUCUCCUUCCUUUCCGUCCUUCCACCCUGCGACCGAUCAUCACGCCGGUCAGCUGCUCGAACUCGUCGAGCGAACGCGCCGCACUCCGUCUGUGCAGGUCAAGCUUUCCCUCUGCUUCCUGUCUCACAGCAUCGUCCGCCUUUUUCUCGUUUCUCACCUGAAGCGUCACUGACCUCACACUACACUUUCCAUGUCCUCCUCUGCACAGACCACAAAUGCAUCGACCGUCAAAGUUCGUUCAGACUGACCUUUACUGAACUUGGUUUAUUUAACGUGACGAACUCGUCACAUCUCAGACGCUCGCGCUGCCAAGUGACUCAAAUUCAGGCAGAAACCAUCAAUCGACUGUUUCUGGCACCUCUUGUGGUUUCUCUCUCCAAAAGUUUGCCGUGAUUUGAGUAAAGACUUAAACAUGCUCACAGCAGGUCAUCGCUGAUUUAGUUUUGUUUUCUCUGUUUGACCUCUGACCUCACCGAUGACUCCCCUGUAAAUACAAACAGCUGAGUGCGUAUGAAUCGAUUAAUUGCCCAAAAGAUCAGAAAGAGUCACUGGAAAAACUUUAGUUUGGUUUGGUCCAGCACGCCGUCCACGACUCGGACGUCACCGUGACCGACCGACAUCGGGAAGGAACCAGAGGGAAAAUGGCGAGGGAUGGAUUCCUGCUGACGGGUCGCUCGUAUUGGGUCGUUCAUGUAGGCGAACCUUGAGUGUCGUUUUCGUAACACUGAUUUCUUCUGCUGCUGCUCUGCAGCUUGCUUCAGGCAGCACAGGCACGUUUUCUAUUGUGGAGCCCAUUUCUUUUAACGAGACCAUGAUGAAUGUACUACAAACACCACGAUGGGGCAGAGGUCCGUGUUUGCUGGGCUCAGUUUAACCUGCCGUCUGAGCAGGCUGUGGAAGCGUGUUCAUAAAACACAAGUGACAGACCAAAAGACCGCCGCACCACCCGAGGUGACUCGAUUUCAGACUCAAAUCGUGCUGUCAGAGUCCCAUCACCGGCCAAAACAUUGGCGCCAACUUCCUGUUACUCCCCGGCAGGUCCUCAAAGUUCCUAAACCGUGACGAAAGCUUCUGCAGUCAAAACGGAGGCGUGGCUUCCCUUAGCGCGCAGGCGACCUCCAUCAGCUGACGACAUAAGGACAGCCGUGUCUUAGCUGCUUUAAAUGUACCGACGCGGUCCACAAGGGGCCGUCCUUCAGCUCCUAAUAUUUGAUGGUCCGCUCCGAGACCUCAUCUUAGGUCACCCCGCAAACAACAGCUGUGGAAGAACGUGAAGGUGAAGCAGGGAUCAGUGCUGAUUUAAAAACCUCUCUGUAGCUCCGCCCGCUCAAUCAGUCGCAUGCCGCUGAGACUGGUGGGAGGCGGAGCAAGGCUAGUCUCCCCACGCUUCCGGUGCUCGUGCCGAGCUAGGCUGCAAACUUCACAUGCGGUACUAUUAAAGCAUCGCAGUCUUUGUUUCCUGUAUCGCAGGUGACCUUUGGCCAUGUGUGGGGUGUGUUCAGGUGUUCCUCCUCCCUCUGAGCGUGUGCGUGAUCCGACUGAUCACGCUGUUUGAAACUGAGCCUCAAUCAUCCCCCUUUGAUUUUAUACCCUGUGCCCAUCACCUUCGAUCAGCUUGCUCUGAUCAAUCAUCAGUUUUCUCAGGAGUAUUUGUUGUCUUUGAUUUUCUGUUUUCUAUUUAUUUUGUGCCACAGCAGCGCUUCCAUCUGCUCCAAUCGGAGACAUUCCUGUUUUUGGCUGCUCGCGCUCCAUUUGAUCAGCUUCUGUCGUUGCAUCGUUCAGAUUACUUUGAGAAAUACGAAUCUGUUUGCUGAAGAAACCUAUUUCUGCCAGGAAAAGAAAAACAUGGAUGAACAGUCCAAAAUCGAGUUCGCGGAAGUACGUCUGGACUUGUUUUAUAAAUCGUGUGUGUGUGUGUGUGUGUGAGAUCUUGCUUUUGUUUUAAGAAUCUUAAUUUAGCAUAGACUUAUUUUAUCAUAUCCCUAAUUUUUCUUGUGAUUUGCCAUCAGUUGAUCUUGUUUCUUGUUGUGUUCUUGACUUGUCUCAGGUUUUUUCUUAAUUUUAGUCACUCUGUAGUUGCGACUGAGAAAAUCAAGAUGAUGACUUUGGGUCUUAAGUUGUUUCAUUCAUGAAGCGUUUGUUUUCUUGGCUUAAAUGGGCUUCGGUUGUUUCUUGUGGGCGUCAGUUAUGAAAAAGCAUUCAGUUGUAUUUGAGCAAAGGUUUUUGUUUGUUUGUUUUUUUUUCCCCGGUGUUUCCAUGGAUAAAAGCAGGGAAUUUCAAUUAUAAAGUCGCACAGAUGUUUCAUAAAUCACGUCCAGAUACUCGGCUGUAAAUGUUGGGUUUAUUUUUUCUUAAUGUAUGUGAACUGCCUGAGUUUCCUUUGGGUGGAGGGUGGUGUUAAAAAUGUUUUUUUUUUUUAAAUUUUUUAUUAUAAUGUUUGUAUUUUAAGAUGUACACGUCUGCGACACAUCAAAUGGUCGAUCAAAUCACAGCGGUUUUAAUGACUAAAACUUACUUUUCAGGGUAGACUAGAAUAAAUGGAUUGCCUUGAACCAGCUGGCAAGUUGGUUAGCUGCAGUCAGUGCUGCUUUACCUCCGCUGCUCAAAUAUCACUCAAACUAUUAAAACUAGUGGACAACAAUGUCAAAUUAGUGAAAACGUCCUCUAGCUAGCCCACAUUAGCGACAAUACCCUUUUUAAUUUAGGGAUUUAUUGUUGGUAGUCAGCUAACAUGCUAACACUAGCUCUUUAAGGAUUAAAAAUAAAAACUAAAGAAUAAUUGAGUAAAGUGCAUGGAGCAAAAUAGCUAAUAAUAUAACGUUGGAACUUACAUGAGAAUCUAGACCGGAAUAUUAAAAACAGGGCAGGAAAUAAUUUGUCAAGUUAAUUUAUAACUGCUAAAGAUAACAGUAUUAGUUUUAGCUAGCUAAAUUAUUACAGUAUAAACUAAAAAAAACAAACAUACUUUUUAAGGGAGAUUUUUAUUUAUCAAUAAGCUAACAAGCUAAUUCUGUUUAAUUUUAGCUUUGAAACUUGUCAGGAAAAUUCCAAAACAAGCAGGAAAAGGGUCUGAUUUAUCAGGCUAGCUGAAGGUAACUGCAAAGGCUGUAGAGGUUCAGGGUUGGCUGGCUAAGAAGACCCGAUACUGUUAAAGUUUAAAAAAAGAAAAUGAGCGGGAAAAUGGCUACGUUCUUUAGGCUAGCUCAGACGACCUAAAAUACCCAGAGGUUUAGCUAACAUUGAUUCAGAACUUUCAGAAUAAACAUGGAGGAAAAAAUUAAACAGGUCUACAAGUUUGUUUGUUUGUUUGUUUGUUUGUUGGUUGUUGUUGUUUUGUUUUGUUUUUUUUCCACAUGAUUACAUUUUCAAGCUAAUUGGUGUUAGCUUGUUGGUUUAGAAUAAAGUGUUCACAUAUUUCUGGGGACAUGAUCAUAACUGUUUACUGUCUGCUAUUAGUCAUUUUCUGCUGUUUGUUUUAAAUAUGUUAACCGUUACCUGUGUUCAAUUCUUAGGAAAAAAAUGCAGCGUCAGCACCUUCUGUUAGUUGGUAUGAGUGAAUAUUGCAGCGCUGCAGCCGAGGUAUCGCAGUGUUUCCUGCAGCAGUGCGUUGACUUUGGGCUGCUACCAGCUGUGAAAUAAAAGUAUUAUGGGUAAAUUUGAAAUCGCCUGUGACGCCUUGUUGUGCCAUAAACGCAUCAGAUCAACUGUCAGCAUGUGAAUGGGUCAUUUUGUUUUUUUAAUCUUUUAUUUUUUUUUCUAUUUGUUGAGUUGUUUUCGUUUGUUUAUUUGUUUGUUCCGUGAGGGUGGUGUGCUCUCUGCCGCUUCAGCUAGCAACAAAUGAGGAGGUCAAAUGUGAUUGGACGAUAAUUGCUAAGUAAUGAAAACUGUUUUCCAGUCGGACACCUGCGCUCUCCUCGGGAUCUUAGUAAAAACUGAAUCAUGUGGUGUUUGAUGUCUUUUUUUUGUUUUUGUUUUGUUUUUUUAAAGAUGCACUGGAUCAUCAUCUUCAUCCUCACCUUUUGCCAAAUGUAGUUUUUGUUGUGAAAAGGGGCAUUUUAUCCUGUUUUCCCUCUGUUGGGUUCUUUUUAUACUUUGUCCAUGACUCUUCCAUUGUGUUGAUGUUUUAAAAAAAAAAAAAGAGGAAGAUGUUGGAACAAACGGUAAAUAGACACAAAAAGACCAACUCCAGGCAGCUACGUAUGAGUGACUACUGUAAAAUGACUAAUAAAGAAGCAAUGGGUUUGUUUUUCA